Molecule: messenger RNA, 2040 nt
Organism: Thrips palmi
Lineage: Eukaryota; Metazoa; Arthropoda; Insecta; Thysanoptera; Thripidae
Product: translation initiation factor IF-2-like
Exons: 8
Coding region: 320-1810 (496 amino acids)
Biological process (GO): protein ubiquitination; regulation of DNA-templated transcription
Cellular component (GO): chromatin; nucleus
Molecular function (GO): metal ion binding; ubiquitin protein ligase activity; DNA binding
Source: RefSeq, a predicted model, not a curated record
AGAAAUCGGAAACGACCCUCUGAUCGAGCUGUUGGGAGAGAUUUCAUCAUAGAUCGACGGCAACUGCCUCAACUGGUCAUUUCGAAGAGCAGGAACGGAAGUAGAGACGAUAAUCAAGAAGAACGCAGUAAAAGAAAAUUGUCCUGCUUCUACCGCCUAAGAGCACCUGCAUACGGAGCGUGCCCCGUGGUGAUUCGUUUCCAACGGAUGCUGCGCCAAGAGUCCCAGUCUGGCGUAAGGUAGUCGAGAGCACGCGUCUGAGUGUAGAUACGGCGUCGUCACUCAAGACGAAGAAGCAGUGUCUAAUCUUCGACCUGAUAUGGAGUGCCAAAUUUGCUUGGAAAACUUCAAUGUCGCCGACCACCGGCCCAAAACGUUGCCCUGCGGGCAUUCAUUUUGCUUACAAUGCCUCAAACGGCUCCCGACCAAAACGUGCCCCAAUGACUCUCUGCCCUUCUUUGGCUCGGCCGACGCACUCGCUGACAAUUUCACCGUGAUCAAGCUCUGUAGCCAGAGGCCUAUGCAGAUGCACUGCAAAAAGUGCAAUAGAGUUGCCACAACAACGUGCGAAGACGAGCAACAUGAGGUGCUCAGCCUGCGGAGAGCUCGCGCGCAGGAUGCGGGGCCCGUGCUGGCGGCGCUGCGGCGGGCCGAGGAGAGGCUGGACAAGCUGGGGAAGGCCCUCGUCGAGUGCCUUGACGAAGAGCGGGCCGGCCUGGCCGCAGCCAGGGCUCGUCUGCAGGAGGCCAUGGGGGCGAGUCCGGACGCUUGGGAGCAGGCCAAGCAGGCGGCCCUUUCCCGCAGCGCGGUGGAGCUCGCGGACCCCGCGCAGGCCCGCCUGCUCCUGGGCCGCCUCGUGAGUGGCGGUGCGCUGGGGGUGCACUCCGCGCCAGUUAGGAGGCCAGUCGGACGGCCGCCCAAGGAGUCGGUCGGGAGUUCACCCAAGAAGCCGAGAGGACGUCCACGCAAGAAGCCAGUCGGGAGUUCACCCAAGAGGCCAGUUGGGAGUUUCCCCGAGAAGCCAGUCGGGAGUUCGGCCAAGAAGCCGAGAGGACGUCCACGCAAGAAGCCAGUCGGGAGUUCACCCAAGAGGCCAGUUGGGAGUUUCCCCGAGAAGCCAGUCGGGAGUUCGGCCAAGAAGCCCAGAGGACGUCCACGCAAGAAGCCAGUCGGGAGUUCACCCAAGAGGCCAGUUGGGAGUUUCCCCGAGAAGCCAGUCGGGAGUUCUUCUAAGAGGCCCAGAGGACGUCCACCCAAGAGGCCAGUCGGAAGUUCGCCCGGGAAGCAAGUCGGAGGUUCACCCAGGAUGCCGGUCGGGAGUUCGCCUGAGACGCCUCUCGAAACGCCGCGUUACAGACGCUUCACUCUCGCCGCUCAGAUACGUAGGCAAGCCCUUUCCCGCAGCUCGGUGGAGCUCGCGGACCCCGCGCAGGCCCGCCUGGUGCUGAGCCGCCUUCCGAGUGGCGGGGCGCUGCAAGUGCCUGAAGAACGCCACGGAGCGAAGCGACGCCAUUCGAUGAUCGAGGGGCUGGGCCAGCGAGCGCCGGCUCCGUGUUCGCAAGAGCGCUCAAGCGGCGCCGCUAGGUCCCUGCCAGUCGGCACGAGGGUCGUCCGGGGGCCCCACUGGGGCAAGACGUGGACCUACGACGGGACCCCGCCGAGGCCCGGCACUGUACGUGUCUGGUACGAGGAAAACCUCCGGGCCGAGGUGAAGUGGGACUCGGGAGUCACCCAGUGGGUCAGCUACGGGCAGAACUACAAAUAUCAUGUGGUCCCACUCACCGACUUGGGAAGUGCACCUCAGCAGUAGCAACGCAUGGUCACUACUUGAGUUAAGGGUUGAAGGCGCAUGAGCCAACGCUUCUUUGGUCGCCUUUGACAAUACGUAAAUCGUACUGCCCAUCAGUAGGCUUUAGUUUGUAUUACUGAAUACUGAUUAAUCACCGUGAGUCAACAUGUCUUUUCUUUCAGUUUGUAAUACUGAAAAUUGAUUUAUCUCCGUGGGUCAACAUGUCUUGUCUUUGGGUUGGUUUUUUUUUU